This is a messenger RNA of Paramuricea clavata, 12559 nucleotides long. NCBI's taxonomy places the organism in Eukaryota, Metazoa, Cnidaria, Anthozoa, Malacalcyonacea, Plexauridae. The record is from the annotation of a GenBank genome assembly.
AUGCAGGCCGCACAAAUUAAAGCGUCCGAACGAUUUUCGCGGAAAUUUGCGCGAAAUAAAAUACAGGAAGAAGUGUGUGUGUUUCAGGUGUAUUUGCCUACGGUAUUUAUGAAACUUCCGGCAUGUAGGGAAAGGAGAAGUCGGAUAUUUCUGAGUAUUUUGUUUAUUUUCAUAUCGUCUGAAACACAAAUACGGGCAAAUAAUGCAUAUUCCUUCAGAGUAGAAGUCCUUUCUUGGAAUGAGAAUCAAGUUGCUGAUCUACUUCGCGAGGUUAGAUAUUGACGUGCUUCUGCUUGAGUGAAAUGUUUUUAUUAUAAAUACUUGAAUCAUCUGAGUCGAAAUAUGCUGAUCUGCAGUGGUCACGUAGUCUAACAGUAGAAUUUGAUUUAUAUCUAUACUAUAGGAAAUGUUCUAUUGAGCAACAUGUAAUUUAAAAUAUUGCUUUAAUGCUUUUAUUUAUCCGAUAAAGCAUGUAAUCUUAAAAAGGAAAUUUAAUUUUUAAUCGCCACUACUUGACUCAGUUGACUGUUCGUUUCCUUGUUUGAGCAAAAUAUAAUUCUUCUCAUUUUCAGCGCAAUAAACAGUAAUGGCUAGCAUUCCGAAGGUCGUAGGUUUGAUUCCCACCGUGGUCAGGCAUAUUUUUCAAGCUUGCCCGGUGUGGAUAUACACUCAGAGCAACAUCACAAGCAUCAUAUUCACCUGAGUACAUUGCACCAACACAGAAAAAAAACAGUAUUAAUUCUACAAUGUUUGCGUAUGAUGUGAGAUGAAUGUUAAAAAAAAAUUUCAACAGCAAAAUACGGUCAAGCUAUUUUAAUGAACAGUUGUAUUUAUGUAAUUGUAUGUUUUCAAUGUAUAUAAUUUGGCUUCUAAUUGACUUAACUUUUAAUUAAUACUUUAGUAUUUUUGUAAUAAUUCUCUAUAUUAUUAACUGGUUAUUACAUACAAUGGAAUUAGUAAAUUUUGAUAUGAUUUUGUUUAAUUGUGGUAUUAAUACAGUAUUACUGUAUUUGUGGUAAGAAUAGCAUUAUUAAUUAGCGAAAUUAUAUCUUGACGUUCGUGUCUGAUAAAUGUUAACACUUAUUCAGGCACUUAUACCUGUGUCAAAAAUUGAUAUGCUGUUUAUCAACACUGCUCUUAUACUUAUAAUUAUAUAACAUAAUUUAACAGAGAAUGUUUUAUUACAGCACCAGUUACUUGACUGUGUUGAUUGUAUUUAUCAAAGACAUAUUAAUGGACAAAAAUUAUUGGUAUGUUUACAUCUACACUGUAUGCACAAGUAUUUACUUGAAAGGUUUUGCCCAUUACUAAUUGUUCUGCAUUGCUCUGCACCCCCCCACCCCCCCCCCCCAGAAAAUUAAUCCCAAUUAGCAACUGUGCCCCUAGACCCCAGCUUGGAGUACAAUGAAAAAUUUCUUGUUUUGGAAAAUUAAUAUGCUGACAAAUAUUCUGAUCCUUUUCAGUACUUGAAGGAGGGUGAUGUUAUGUAUUUCUUAGAAAUCCACGAUCAAAGAAGUCGAGGGUAUGUUUACUAUUGAACCGUCAGUGUAGGUAGUAACAAGCUUUUUGGUAAUAAAAAGUAUUAUUCUCACAUGAAACAGUUCAAUGCCGGUAACAAUUAUUGAAGUCAAUCCAUCCUCGUUCCCAGAGCUUCUCGGCUGCCUGAUGUUGCAAUAUCAGGCAGCCGAGAAGCCCUGGGAAUGAGGAUGAAGUCAAUCAGCAUAAAACUAGUUAGACAUGAUUUGUUGUAGGCUGUUUUGAUAUUGAAAAAAAUCAAUAUAUCAAUAUGGAAAAAGUAUCCAUAAUAUUGAAUUAUGCAAAUUAGAAAACCUACUUGUAGUCAACUUGCAUGUGUACCGCAUUAGUGCGUCACAAACAGCAAAAAACAAGGUUGCAUGAAACAAAUAGCCUGCAUAGCAGCCAGUUAGGAAAAUUAGGGUGGGAGAAUGACACGGAGGCGGAGGCAUUUUUAUUAAAGUAAUUCCAAACAGUACUUUGUUGAUUAGACAUAUAUUGUCUAGACUUUCCUUCGUAAUAGAACUGUGAGUUAGAUGAGCUGUGAUAUUUUGAUACUUUGUUUUUAAACCUCCGCCGAUAUAUACGUGCCAUUAAGAUUAUUAUUCAAAGUAAUGCAGAUUCCAUCUUUAUGAGUCAUCACACAGAACUUGUUGUUUCAAGCGGUUGUUGUCUACUUUACUUUAGACUUAAUAGUGUUUAAUUACCUCGGGUCGGUACCACACCGAGGUCAUAAAUUCGGCUCCUAUUUUUUUCCCAUUUUGUGUCGAGCCGCGCGCGUAGUCGAAGAGCCUGCGGAGGAGACGACAACUUCCAGUAAAUAAGUGUACUUCCGGGAAAUUUCAAGCAUUGGCCAAAGCGAAACAGAACCCGAAGCUGUCCUCAGGGAUGCCGGAAGUUGCUGAGGGCAAAGGGUGUGAUUUGCUAUCAAAUGGGCACAUUUUUUAAAAAAGGGCAGAAACAAAAAUGAAAGGGCAUUUGCCUACUUAUAACCUUAUUUAAAAUCAAACACAAGCAAUGAAGCAACCUUUUAUUUAUUUCAAACAUUAAAAUAAGGCACACAGAAUUAGCAGAAAACUGUUUCGCUUUCUCUUCUACUGAAAAAAGUUUUGUGUGGCCAUUUACUAGCUAUAGGUUAUGCAACUAAAUUCAUUGUUUAUAACAUAUAUAAACUUAAUAAACUUCUCCAAUGUAACCUAUUCGUUUGAAAUCUUUUGUGCACCCGUUGCACCCAUAGUCUGCACCCAAAAAGUUAUGAAUACAAAAGGCAUGGGGUGCACUUGCACCCGCUGCACCCAUGGUUCCGGCAUCCCUGGCUGUCCUUGCACAAAAUCCGUCAAAAUUGUUGAUUUAAAACCAGAAAAUGUGAUAAUUUUGACAUACAUGUUUAGCUGGAUAACUAUUCUCGAGUAUAUGUUGAUAUGAUGUUCAAUACUUCGUAUGCAUAGUAUGGGAAUACCGCGGCCAACUUUCACUUGUUUGAUACUGCUAAGCAUUUUAUGGAUGGUUCUUACUGUAACUGGUAGACAACAAUUUUGCCAACUGUCCACUCAUUACAUUCUUCGACUGUGGUACAACUAUUACUAAUGAUGGAUCACCACUAAAGAUGCACCUACAGUAAUUAUAUUUUCGGUACUUUGAUAUAUUUUAAAAAUAUCUGAAGUGACUGUUGUUCUGCUAUGUGCAAUCAACAAAUAGACUGAUAAUAUUGUCUGUUAGUGUUACUAAAUACAAGAUGAAGAAGUGAAGUAGCUAUCUAUGUAUAUCAUUCACUUGUCCACAAAAUAUCCCAAAUAAUGAAUAAAUACAGUUAAAUAAUUGCGUCAGUAAAUUCUCUAAAUUGUUCCUGUAUUUAACUAUUAUCAAUAAAAUGUUAAAACUGAGCUUUGAUUGACUGAUUCACCAUUUAUACUAGUGAACUAUUAAACUAUCGUGAUUUACACGAUUUUUGCAUAUUUACCAGAUGAUGCGCUACCACCGACCCAAGGUUAACGCCGAGCGGGCGUCUUGUUUUAUAUAGUUUCUCUCUUAAGGUGGCUCGCUACAGUUUAUAGAAAUGUUGAAAAUGCGUAAACUAGAUCACCUUUUUGAAGAGAUGAUGCUCUUUACAAAUCGAAAUUUGUAUAUUAUAUAUACAGCGACAAUCAAACAGUCGAAAAUUGGUCAGAAAAGUGAUGUCACCACUGUUGCUAUGGCAACAAUGACGAUUCAAGAUGGCCGAUAUUUUGGCUUUGAACGCAUUUUACUUUAAAAAAGGUCGAUUACCCCCAUUUUUUAUUUCAGAAAACAUUUUCUUAUAGUACAAUACACUAUCUGACCAAUUUUAAAAAAAUUCUGUAAUGCCAAAUUUUUAAAAAAUUUAUAAACAUGGUUUUUCGAAAUAAUUUUUUUUUGCAUUUAUACAGAAUUUUCUUAAAAUUGGUCAGAUAGUGCAUUGCACUAUAAGAAAAUGUUUUCUGAAAUAAUAAAUGGGGGUAACCGACCUUUUUUCAGGGCCCGCGGAGCGUAUUAGAGAGUGGGGGGGCUAAAUCAUCAAUAAAACCCCCAAUUAAUUAAUUUAGAAAGUUUCAUUUAGAUUUCUAUUUUAAUAAUUUUGGCUGUCAAAAAAAGUGGGGGGGCUAAAGCCCCCCCCAGCCCCCCCGUCUCCGCGGUCCCUGUUUUUAAAAGUAAAAUGCGUUCAAAGCCAAAAUAUCGGCCAUCUUGAAUCGUCAUUGUUGCCAUAGCAACAGUGGUGACGUCACUUUUCUGACCAGUUUUCGACUGUUUGAUUGUCGCUGUAUAUAUAUAAUAUACAAAUUUCGAUUUGUAAAGAGCAUCAUCUCUUCAAAAAGGUGAUCUAGUUUACGCAUUUUCAACAUUUCUAUAAACUGUAGCGAGCCACCUUAAUAUAUUACAUAUUAAUCAAAAUCGUAUUUUUUCUUUAUUCUUUUUUACUGACAUCAUGUGUCAUGCAUACUGCACAUUUGAGUUUGUAACAACUAGCUGUAGUUAGUGAAGUCGCAAAGUUUCAACUUAACCACAAUAGCACAUGCAGUUGUGACGUAAAAUAAAGUCAAGUAAAGAUAGUUUUUUCUUUUACCGAAAGUGACUUGGUCAAAAUGAGAAUUUGACCGGACAAGUCCGCAUUCUGGCUGGCCUCGAAAUAAGUGCCGGUCACUGACCGGUAAAAUUUCACAGUUUGACCAGCAAAUAUCGUCGCCUGGCGGACAUGCGUGACCGGUAGAUGUUUUAAUAAAAAAGUAUGGUAAAAAAUAGAGAAAAUUUUGAUUUCCAAUUUUCCAAAGAAGUGUAUGUUCGUCCGUCUACGGUGCAGGCUAAUAAGGGCGUCGAAGUGACACAUUUUGUCAUACAGAUACGAUAUACUUUCCACUGUUGCGUUUUUCAUACGUACGUAUACGCACUUAAAACUUUAAAUCCGUUUAAAUGUUACUUAUGAAAUAACCAAAUAAAUAAAGGAACAGAAUUUAGUGUUCCGCAAGUUUUAGUAUGCAUUUGUUAACUUAUUUGUAAAAUAUUUAAAAAAUAGAAGGAUUCAAAGUUUUACGUGCGUACGAAAAACGCAACAGUGGAAAUCAGCCUUAAGGGCUGUUUUUCACACGUGCGAUGGAAAAGUUUAAAUCUUUUAAAAUUUCAUAUAAGUGCAAAUAACCUUAACAAAUACACUGACAUUAAAUCAUACACAAAACUGAAUGCUGUCCUUUUUGUAAAUUUAGUUAUUUCAUAAGUAGGAUGUAAAACGAUUUCAACUUUUACGUGCGUGUACGGGCGUAUGAAAAACGCUUAACUGGAAUGCAGCCUUAAAGUAUGCUCGCAACUCAAACUAUAUAUACAGUUGUCAUUUGCGACUUAAUAUAUUAAUUUGCUAGUAAACAAUGUUAAUGUUAUUAGUAAUGAUUACUACUACAGCUUUGAUAAACAUCAUGCUUCUACUUUGUAUACAAAUACAAUUAAAAUACACAAUUGUUUCUAAAGUUACUGUACGAGCACGCGGAAGAUGAGGGGAAAAAAGAAGCUAAGGAGUGACAAUGACCAGCAUAAAUUCCGCUGUGACCGGUAAAUUUAGUGAUCCAUCGGUCAUAAUGACCGGUAUAACGUCCAGAUUUAUUUCGAGGCUUGCCUACGAUCUUGACAAACAUUGUAGAAUAAUGUGAAUUUGGAAUGUUUAUUUUCACCAGGAAAUUUUGGAAUAUUGUGAAACAAAUAACAGAGAAAAACGAGAAAAAAGGAGGGGUUCAUAGUUUAAUGAGGUGAGGUGAUUAGUAUACUACACAACAAUAAUCAUUUUUUGAUUGUGCAAAUUAAAAACCUGGAUUUACAUAAACCUAGGUUUUAGGUUAUUAUGUCUAUAUAAUACCAAAUAUUCCCUAUUGUCAAGGGUGGAAAGCGGUUUGCAUUGAUGUGUAUCAUCUGUAGAAACCUUUAAUAAAACUUAACUUUUUUAUCUUACUAGUAAAUUUCAAGAUACUAGUUCUGAAUGGAAUAAUGCAGGUAUACAUAUAAUGCAAUAUAUAUAUAUAUAUAUAUAUAUAUAUAUAUAUAUAUAUAUAUAUAUAUAUAUAUAUAUAUAUAUAUAUAUAUAUAUAUAUAUAUAUAUAUAUAUAUAUAUAUAUAUAUAUUAAUUGUCAAUGAGUUGUAUACUAGGAUUUACAGAAAGAUGUGGAUUAUUAGAUUAUAACAAUUUUGCUUGGAUCUGUUCAAUGCAGGCCCGCCAAGAGGUUGCACGGUGCCUGGGCAAAACUUUUCCAGGGGGCGCCAGUAUGAUGUGAUAACUGUAAAACACUCUGGGGAAGCAGUGUUUUACAAUAUUUUACACUUAUUUGCAUAUUAUCCAGCACUAAACACAGCUAGGAUUUAGGAUUCAUUUUUAGCAAUUUUGUAUAAAAAUAUUUUUAGGCCCAUCAUUGCUUCUGGCUGGGUGGCUGUAGCUAGCUGCUUGUCAGGCUCUUUGCUUGAAAUAGAGCCUGCUACUGAAUUCAAUAAAAAGUGGACAGCAAUUUGGAUGGCCCGAAAAUAACAACCAAUCAAAACGACGAUUGUUGAUUAGAUUAUCAAAGCUAUUUAAAAUAUGACAAUGACAGACUUGCUUUAGAUCAGGAAACUGCUAUUAAUAUCUCGGAAAUAAAUGGUCCAAUUUUCAUUCCCAAUUCAAUGGCCAGGAAUUAAUUACAUACAAAAGAUUCCUAACAGUACUGACUGUGUUUAUGGGCAGUAAAAGCAGGAAUUAAGGUGGCGAAAAGUACAAGUACGGAAUAUUAUAUUACGUAAAAAAUAACUUGAUAUUGCCUUAAAAUGCAAGGCUAUUUAUUUCUGACCAAUGGGAAUAUUGCGUCUGAUUUGUACACAUACAGUAAAUCCACUUAUUAUUGACUUCAGUAGCAGGCUCUAUUUCAAGCAGAGCCUAACACACCGACUAGGAUGUCCAGGGCGAAGUGCCCUCCCUGCCCCCUCCCCUUGGCAGCCAUGCUAAUGAGGUAGUAUUAUAAUAAUUUGAACUUCUUUUUGGUUCCAGUAGAGGAAGAUGAAUGCAGUGAUGCGUCUGUAAGUUAGAAUAUUUAAUUUAUUUAUUUAUUAUUAAUGGUUGAGGCUUUAACAGGAAAUAUUAGGUACUAUAGCUUAAGAUCUAUGACGCUGACUGGGACUAGGUUGUUGUCCUAAAUAAAUAAACAUGCACUUAAGAUUCAUGACAUCCAGCUUCAAACUAUGAAUAUUUACAUCCUUGUGAAAAUGAAUUUUAAAGAGUUGUGUGAAUUUGUUACUGUUUGUUAUGCUCUUGUAUCCAUGAUGGCAAAACUCUUGUUAUGAAGUUGUCAACGUUUUGGUGGAUGAUGAGUAAUGGAGAAAGUUGUAUACAGUAUAUCUACAUCAAAAGUGUUAAAAAUAUAGAUUAAUAGUUUGGACUUGUAUAAAUUUAAUUGAUUAGUUGAUUAUUUCAUUUCAUUGAUUAAUUAAUUGUUAUUUGAUUGAUUGAUUGAUUGAUUAAUUAAUUGGUCCAUUGAUUAAUUAACUAAUUGGUUAAUUGAUUGAUUGAGUGAUUUGAUACAUAUAUUUAUUAAUGAAUUUAUUGGUUUAUUGAUUGAUUAAGUGGUUCACUAAUGAAUACAAUUAAUUGAUUAUUUAAUUAUUUGGUUCAUUGAUAAUCAAUUGCUUCAUCGAUUGAUUGAGUGAUUGGUACGUUGGUUGGUUGUUGAUUAAUUUGUGGACUAAUUAUUGAGCCAUCUUAAUGGUGACUAGAAUUGUCAUGCAGACUUUUUAAAUUUGGAAUUUCAUGUUUAACAAAUAUAAAACAUUUUCCGUGUUGAUAUACAGUUAUAUCAACACGAGUGGAAUUCGGGCGUCGUGUUUUCAUACAAUUUCGAGUUUUCCCAACUUCCACGAGUGUUGAUAUAACUAUAUAUCAAUACGGAAAAAAUGUUUUAUAUUUUUUUUUAUCAUAUAGCAAUGUCAAAAGCCCGAAGGGUAAGAAAAAGUUCCGUGUUGACAUUGAGUUAUAUCAACACGGCUCUUAGCCAAUCAGCGUUCAGAAUUUACAAAUACUAUAUUAUAACAAUAAAUAUAACUUUAGGAUAUACUGUACAUGUCUAUUAUAAUUUUUCAAUUUAAAAGUUUGAGUUUUAGUUAUGGAAUUGCAAUUAGAUUUUUGAAACAUAGGGUCCUAUAGGUUUAACCUUUAGUUGUAUGAAUUCAACUUUUUUUAAUAUUUUAGGAUGAUUCAUUUGAAUCCGAUUAUGAUGAACCAGAUCCAGAUCCAGAGGUUGAGCCAAAACCCCAGGCUGCUGUAAGUUACCGUAAACCAGGGCUCGAAUUUUAUCGCGGCAAUUGUCGUAGAGGGAGAACAAAAUGCCGUGGAUCAUUGCGGCAACGACGGCAAUUUUUUGCCGUGUAGUAUAAUUUUUGCACUAUUCACUGUGCAUUACUAUUUUGACACUUGAAUUCAGAUGUUGAUCAAAUCAUGCGUAAACUACUAUUUUAGUCUGAGUUUUCUUCGAGAAGAAAACACUAAAGAAAUACGUAAACAUGUUCCUAGCUUGUCAACAAUCCAAAUAACAAUAAAAUUGAAUUUUUAUUACAGUAAUUUGAAAAAAUGCCGUGGAAACUGCCACAAUUGCCGUAGACAGCUGUUACAGUACGUUCUACGGCAAUUUUUAACGCCAUUGCCGUCGAUUGAUUUCAGGGAAAUUCGAGGCCUGCCGUAAACCUCCGAAUAUAAGCCCACCUGAAUGUUAGCUCCCCCAUCUAGUUUACAGUUACAAUAAAUAUUACUACUAACACCAAAUGUCAUCCAUAUAUAAGCACCCCCGUAUAUAAGUCCCCCAUGUAUAAGGCACUGAGCUACAACUCAAUGGUAUAAGCCCAUAAAAAAAUGCUAGUUACGAACGAAUAUAAUAAGUUUGUUUAUUAGUUAACACUUUAUCCGAAAAUGUUUUAUUUUUGCUUUUCUGACCGUUUUCAACAACUGUCUAUCUUGCGUGUUUGAACUAGAUUUCACUGGAACGAAAAGAAACAAUCAGGCGAAAUUUAUUAAUGAGCCUUAUGCCUCAAACUGCUACUCCACAAGUCGAUGACGAUGUAAGUACUGUAAAUUUCAGCAGUUUUUACGAAUGAUAAAAUUGCACGAGAAACUUAUUAAUAAUAUGCAUGAAAAACUACUUAUUAUUACUUAUUAAUAAUAUACAUGAAAAAAUUAUGCAGUUACGUGCGUACAGUAAGUCACGUUAAGAAAUUAAGAAAUUUUAAAAAUUAAAAAAUUAGGAAAAUUUAAAAAAAAUUGCACUGUUUAUUCUGUAUUUCAUUUUUUUGCACUGUAUUUCGAAAAAAUUGCACUGCUCUUAGCCAAUCAGAAUUGAGAAUUUUUUUCAUGUAUAUUAUUAAUAUUUUUAUGUGCUACUUAAAACAUGAGCAGCAGUGUUCUAUCAGAUAUAAAGAUACGAGGCGAAGCCGAGUAUCUUUAGGUCCGAUAAACACGCACUGCGAAUGUUUUAAAUUGCUUCAAAAACGAUCGAUCUACGGAUCUAGUAAGUUCAUUGACAUUGGCGAAGUAAUUUUCAAAAAAUACGUUGUGUAAAGCCCUGUUUAAACGGAUCCAACAUUGUUGGGCCAACAUCAUCCAACAUUGUUGAAAUAAUGGCUCAAACGGCUUCUUUUUCAAAUAUUUUGUCAAGACUAGGUUUAGGGUUUGAGUAAAGCUUAUCUAACCAAAAAGAUUUGAAAGAGAAGCAGUCAUAUCUAGUAUAGUAACAUUGUUGGAUGAUGUUGGUCCAACAAUGUUGGAUCCGUUUAAACAGGCCUUAAGUCGAGAAAAUCAAAGACGUUAAAGUUUAUGUAAAUCAAGGGAAAGCUCUGUCACAUAUAAAGAUACGAGUCCUGCGACAUGCUUAUCAUGAUUUUUCUUUGUGUUUUCCUCAUGAAUCAUUUCCUCAUGAAUCAUUUCCCCAUGUGUUUUCCUCAUGAGUUUUUGAAUCAUUUAUUGAGUAUUCUACUAUAUGACUGAACAAUAAAUAUGGUACAAUACAUAAUAUGUUACAAAAGGCAAACAAACAAAAAGACAAGACGACAAAAUUAGUAGAUAAACUCAAACGAAAGAGCACAAACGGGACAAGACGUCCCAUGCAAGGUGUUUCCCGUAAUUACUUUAAAUAUAACUAAAGAUAGGACAAUAUAUACUUAGAUUCUGUCAAAGUAUUAUAGCAGGUAGUAUAGCACGACUCCACAAGCUUUGUAGCUUUAAAGAUAGGGUACAGUCCAGUCUGCGCAUGCGCACAUAGGAGUCUCCUGUCGUGAUAUAAACACUUUAAUUAGGUUUUUAUUUAAAAAAUAUAAAACAUUUUCCGUGUUGAUAUACAGUUAUAUCAACACUAGUAGAAAUUGGGAAAACGAGAAGUUGUGUGGAAACACGACGCCCGAAUGGCGGAGUGUUUUCACACAAUUUCGAGUUUUCCCAAUUUCCACGAGUGUUGAUUAUUAACUGUAUAUCAAUACGGAAAAAAUGUUUUAUAUUUGUCAAAUAAAAACCUAAUUAAAGUGUUUAUAUCACGAAGCACAUAGCACAAAGAAACAUAAAUAAAGAAAUUUUCCAACGUUUCCGUGUUGACAUCGAGUUAUAUCAACACGGCUCUUAGCCAAUCAGCUUUCAAAAUUUACAAAUGCUCUAUUAUAAUUCAUUUUAUGUUCUUGCAAAGCCUGAUUGUUGUAUCUUGAUAAUUUAUUAUACUGUACAAUCAUGAAAAUAUAAAUAGUUGUCGAAUAAAGUUCAAUAUUUUGAAUACCGAAAUGUAAAUAAAGGCUUUGUUUACAUACGGACUGUACCCUACCUUUAAGUACAAAUCGUGAUUAAAUCAAGUCUUACCUUAGGAGUAGAAGAACAUAAAUUAUAUGUAUCAAAUUAUUUAUUUAUUUGUUCCAAUUUCAGAGUCACGAAGAUUAUCCAGAACCUGAAGAUAUUUACGACGUUCCGGAAGAAGGUUUUGGUAAGAAAUAUAUUGCAUCCUUUUCUCCUUUGCCUUCCAGGGGAUUCCAUAGUUACUUAUCCUACGGGAGCCCCAUCAAUACCAGCCAUUCUUGGGUUUCAAUCACUUAGUGAAAUUUUAGCAUAAUUGAAUUCAAGUGGGGAUCAAUCAUAGAACUAAGGUCAACUGAAACAACAAAGAAACAAAGUAACUGUCAACACAUCUUAUAUAAAUGAGUUCCAUGCCUAUAGAAAAGGAAAAUUUUCAUCCUGGCAAAAAAUAUCAAUUUCAUUUUGGAUCUUCAGUGCUGUAGCUGGAAAAGCCUGGAAUCUCUAAGCCAGGGGAUUUCGGGAAUCUGGGUGGGCCCAGGAAAAUCUAAAGUUUCUUAGAACUGACUCAACUCAGGAACAUAUUACUAUUUUAGUGAUUUUACAUCACAUAAUUUGUGACUUGUGUGGAUGAGAAUUCAGAAAAUAUCAUAUAAUACACACUGGGAAGAAUAUUUGUGCAGAAGAAUUAAAUCUUAGCAUUGAAGCAUUCAUAUUUCAUAAUUGAUAUUUGAUAAUUUCAAUAUUUCAAUCAAUUAAGUUUAAUUGACAGCUGUUAAUACAGCAGCCACUGCUGACAAUAUAAAAGCCGCCCUUCUCCCUUGACACAAACCCUUGCAGGAAAUGGGUGUGUUGUGGUGUGAUUAGGGUGCGGCCUCGUCACAAAAAGAGCUUACUUCGAAAUAGGCUUACUGCAAGAUUACCGGCCUCUCUAAAAAUCCAUAUUCAGAAAGUCUAACACGAGUGUAGAAGCGUAUUUUAAAUCUUACUCAUGUCUAGGUCAGCCGAAUAGGUGGCGGUUGUCUACCCUCUCCCCCAAUUUAUUUCCAGUGAGCUCCAUAUAUAUCUGGAGCGAGAACUCGAGUCCAAAAGGUAAAGCCAAAGAUGGCGGAAAUUGAAGAGCUAUUGGACGUCAACCCAGUCCCUUUCUAUUGUCUUUGUCUGCGCGGUCGGAUACGAAGCUGCCAAAAGUGUGCCGAAAUUUCGUAUUUUGACUUCGAUUUAAAGAUUAAUAUUAUGAUUUUUAUGAACUGAAAACUUGAUUAGCUGGGGGAAAAUGGUACUAUACUGUCUGUUAGAAAAUGACUGGAUUUAGCUGGGGGGAAAUGGUACUAUACUGUCUGUUAGAAAAUGACUGGAUUUAGCUGGGGGAAAUGGUGUUAAAACUGUUUACGACCUUUAGAGCUAUUGGACGUCAAUUCCACCAUUUUGGCUUCACCUUUUUCAUGGGCCGAAUGACUGAAGUUGUUGCUCCAGAUAUAUAUAUAUAUAUAUAUAUAUAUAUAUAUAUAUAUAUAUAUAUAUAUAUAUAUAUAUAUAUAUAUAUAUAUAUAUAUAUAUAUAUAUAUAUAUAUAUAUAUAUAUAUAUAUAUCACUGUUUAUUUCUUACUUACGACGUCAUGUCUAGGUGAACCAGAUGAAGAUAUGUAUGACGUACCAAGUGAUGAAUCUGGAGGAGGUCUGUAAACUAGUUUAUUUGGCAAGAUUUAUUUUUCGAAUAAAGAUAGUAUUGUUUUAUUUCUACGUUUCGACAUGCAAGUUGUUACAGGUCUG